This is a messenger RNA of Letharia columbiana, 579 nucleotides long. RefSeq lists its product as uncharacterized. The transcript has a single exon. The record is from RefSeq and is a predicted model, not a curated record. Gene Ontology annotation, molecular function: glutaminyl-tRNA synthase (glutamine-hydrolyzing) activity. Bases 1 to 579 code for a protein of 192 amino acids. NCBI's taxonomy places the organism in Eukaryota, Fungi, Ascomycota, Lecanoromycetes, Lecanorales, Parmeliaceae. Gene Ontology annotation, biological process: glutaminyl-tRNAGln biosynthesis via transamidation; regulation of translational fidelity.
AUGAUUUCCCGGCAUUGGCUCAGAAACAUUCUUUCCAGCAAAGUACAAUCCAAUGCAUUCGCUAUACGAACGCUCUCCUCAACCACCAAGCCCUCAGAUGACCUUGAAGCUCUCCUUGCCAAACCCUCAUGGUCCGUAAAAUCGCUUUUCACUCCUCCAAACUCAGCCUCCACCCCUACGCCACAGAUCACCCAGAAACAACUGCACCACCUGCUCCGCCUCUCCGCCCUCCCACUCCCCACAUCCAUAGCUGAGGAAAGCCGCAUGAUAUCCGAUCUCCAAUCGCAACUCCAGUUCGUGAAAGCCAUACAAGAAGUCGAUACGGAGGGCGUGGAGCCAUUGGUUGCGCUACGGGAUGAGACUGAGGAAGGCGAAAGGGAGAGAACGAUUGGGUUGGAGGCAAUGAGGGGGGAGUUGGAGAAGGAAGAGGUGGUGGGGAUGAGGGGAAGGAUUGUGAGAAAGAAGGCUGCAGAGGCGAAGGGGGAGAGUGGUAAAGAGGGGGGUGAAGGUUUGGAUCUGCUGGCUCAGGCACCACAGAGAUUGGGGCGGUAUGUUGUGGUUGACACUGCGAAAGACUGA